AUGGGUGAUCGUAAAGUUACCAACAAAUACAUUCCGGCGGAUUUUGAUCCCAAACUUAUUCCGCGCGGCAAGAAGCUUUCGGCGAAAGAUGGUACCGUUCCCGUACGAAUGAUGUUGCCCUUUUCCAUCCAGUGCAGCACCUGCAAUACCUUUAUGUACCGGGGACGGAAAUUCAAUUCAAAGAAAGAACCCGUGGGUGGGUCGGAAGGUCGGUACUUGGGAAUCCAGCGGUGGCGGUUUUACAUCAAGUGCACGCACUGUUCACGACCCGUUACCUUUUUGACGGAUCCCAAGAAUGCCGACUACGAAAUGGAAAGCGGCGCGUCGCGAAAUUACGAAGUCUACAAAGACAAGGAACAAACGGAA
This is a messenger RNA of Phaeodactylum tricornutum CCAP 1055/1, 366 nucleotides long. RefSeq lists its product with no specific name. The transcript has a single exon. The record is from RefSeq and is a predicted model, not a curated record. The annotation marks the transcript as partial. Gene Ontology annotation, biological process: mRNA splicing, via spliceosome. Lineage: Eukaryota; Bacillariophyta; Bacillariophyceae; Surirellales; Neidiaceae. Gene Ontology annotation, cellular component: U2-type catalytic step 1 spliceosome.